This is a messenger RNA of Penicillium maclennaniae, 1593 nucleotides long. RefSeq lists its product as uncharacterized. The record is from RefSeq and is a predicted model, not a curated record. Gene Ontology annotation, cellular component: membrane. Gene Ontology annotation, biological process: amino acid transmembrane transport. The coding region runs from base 1 to 1593 and encodes 530 amino acids. The transcript has 2 exons. NCBI's taxonomy places the organism in Eukaryota, Fungi, Ascomycota, Eurotiomycetes, Eurotiales, Aspergillaceae. Gene Ontology annotation, molecular function: amino acid transmembrane transporter activity.
AUGUCUGUUUCUCGUGCCAGAUCGUUGUCUGAAGAGGACAAUAUUAGCUUCACGGAAAAGAAAAUCCAAUCAUAUGAUACCGAAUUGCAGGAAGUGGACACUGCUGUGGGCCAGCUGGAAGAACUGGAUACCGUUCGACAGGGUCUCCACCAACGACACAUCCAGAUGAUUGCUCUCGCCGGCACCAUUGGAACUGGACUUUUCCUCAGUUCUGGUAAAGCUAUCGUCAAUGCGGGUCCGUUGGGGGCCUUCCUCGCCUACUCCAUCAUUGGUUUGCUGGUUUCGAGCGUUGUCCUAGGUGUCGGAGAGAUGGGUGCUCUGGUACCGCUCAACGGUGGUGUAGUCCGGUAUGCAGAGCUAUUCUGUGACCCUGCUCUGGCCUUUGCGAACGGAUGGAACCAGGUUUACUCCUACAUUGUGGCAAUUCCCGCUGAGAUUGUCGCCGCUGCUGUAAUCGUGGAAUUUUGGGUUACCGUCAGCAAUGCCGUUUGGAUCACGAUCUUCGGUCUUCUGAUGACUAUCACCGCUGCUCUUUUCAAUAUUAUGGCUCUAGUCAUAACCUGUGGUGGAGGACCCAACAACACUUCUAUUGGGUUCGAAUUUUGGAGGAGCCCUUACGGUCCCUUCCAACAAUAUCUCAACAUCCCCGGCCGUUUAGGCCAGUUUCUUGGGUUCUGGACUGCCUUCAAUAACGCUCUCUACGCAUACUCUGGCAUUGAAGGUAUCACCGUUGCCGCUGCCGAGACUAAGAACCCUCGACGAGCCAUUCCCAUGGCCGCAAAACGUAUUUUUGUCCGAAUUGUCCUCUUCUACGUUCUUACAAUAUUCAUGGUCACUCUUGUUGUAUCUUCAGCAGAUCCAGAUCUUCUAGGAUCUUCUGGUACGGCAUCCGCGUCGCCGUUUGUUAUCGCCGCUCGCAAUGCGGGUAUCAAGGUCGUGCCAUCUAUUAUUAACGCGGUUGUCCUUACCUCAGCCUGGUCGUCAGGCAACUCUAGCAUGCUCGGUGGUUCUCGAGUACUCUAUGGUAUGGCAGUAAAUGGUCGCGCACCUGCUAUCUUCAAGCGUCUGAACCGCUUCACAAUCCCUUACGUGGCCGUUAUUCUCUAUGCUGUGUUCAUCGCUUUGGGUUACAUGACCCUCUCGAAUUCUGCAAGCACUGUCUUCACGUGGCUGCAAGUCAUCGUGUCCAUUGCAGCACUGGUGAACUGGAUCUGCAUCCUUAUUAUUUACCUCAGGUUCCAAUACGGCUGCAAAAAACAGGGAAUCAGUCGCCAUGAAGAACUUCCAUGGGCAGCCCCUUUUCAACCGUGGGCAAGCUGGAUCUCAUUGAUCCUGUUCAUCAUUCUGUUCUUCACUGGUGGCUACUCCACCUUCAUCCACGGAGAUUGGAGCACCGAGACAUUCAUUUCUUCGUACUUCAACUUGCCGUUCAUCUUGAUUGUCUACUUUGCCUACAAGUGGUGGAUGAAAACGAAGAUUGUUGCACUGGAGGAUAUUCCCAUUCGACCUUUCAUCGAACAGUACCGGCUUAAUCCAGAGCCGGAACCUACGCCCAGGACUGGUCUCCGAAAAUUUAAUAUUCUCUGGUCAUAG